Molecule: messenger RNA, 483 nt
Organism: Helobdella robusta
Lineage: Eukaryota; Metazoa; Annelida; Clitellata; Rhynchobdellida; Glossiphoniidae
Exons: 3
Coding region: 1-483 (160 amino acids)
Biological process (GO): proton transmembrane transport
Cellular component (GO): proton-transporting V-type ATPase, V0 domain
Molecular function (GO): proton-transporting ATPase activity, rotational mechanism
Source: RefSeq, a predicted model, not a curated record
AUGGGGGUGAACACGGAGCCCGUCUACGGACCAUUCUUCGGCAUCCUUGGGGCUUCUUUCGCUAUGAUCUUUUCUGCAUUAGGUGCUGCUUACGGAACAGCAAAAUCAGGAACGGGAAUAGCAUCAAUGGCUGUUUCAAGACCCGACUUGAUCAUGAAAUCCAUCAUUCCUGUUGUAAUGGCGGGCAUUGUGGCCAUCUAUGGCUUGGUUGUUGCUGCUUUGCUGGCCAACCAGGCUGGUCCUGCUUCCAGCAGUCAAUCUGGAUACCCAAUUUUCAAAAGUUUUCUCCACUUGGGAGCGGGGUUGAGUGUGGGGCUAUCAGGAGCAGCAGCGGGAUACGCCAUCGGGGUUGUGGGAGAUUGUGGUGUGAGAGGCACUGCUCAGCAGCCAAGGCUUUUUGUCGGCAUGAUUUUGGUUCUAAUUUUUGCUGAAGUUCUUGGUUUAUAUGGACUUAUUGUGGCUCUCAUUCUAUCUUCUAAAUGA